AUGGUGAUCUCGAAAUACUCUAAAGACAAGAUUGGCUACCCGUACCCUUCGUCUGUUGAGCCUCGUGAGACUCCCACGCUCGCAAACGAAUCGUCGCGCGCUCCUCCUUCCCCUAGCGUCUACGAGAACGAUCAUUACACUCUCGGAGUCAGCACGACCCUUUCCGAGACAGCUCCGUCUUUCCAGACCGACAAUUCUUCCAACGGGACAUCUUCGUCGCUGCGUGCUUCUGAGGAGACCGGCUCAUCUAUACGCAGUACUCCCGCCCGCACAUCGAGGUUUGUGGAGGAAUUUGAUCUGGAAGAAGAAGUUACCCUUUGGUGCUUUGAAAAGCUUCCGGUGAAGAAGAAGCCCACAAAUCUUGAGCUCGAUAGUUUUGACCGGGUGGAUCUGGUUAAUUCAUUGACUAGCCGCACUAUGUCAAUGGGGAGUUCGAAGAUACAGCCUCUGGUUAAGUUAUGGAACAGCAACCGAAUAGCACUAAACAAGGACCCUCUUCCGAACUUGUCGAAUGUUCCGUUCCGGACGCUCCGAGGAGUUUUGACUCGAACGUAUUCACUUGGUAUUAUUAUGGUUGUCAAUAUCGACGCUUCACACGCAGAUGCAGACGUGGACGUGUUCAAGUACUCCUAUGCCUUGCAAAGUCUGCAGAUCAUGACUUCUUAUUUUUGA
This is a messenger RNA of Saitoella complicata NRRL Y-17804, 672 nucleotides long. RefSeq lists its product as uncharacterized. The record is from RefSeq and is a predicted model, not a curated record. Lineage: Eukaryota; Fungi; Ascomycota; Saitoellomycetes; Saitoellales; Saitoellaceae. The coding region runs from base 1 to 672 and encodes 223 amino acids. The transcript is spliced from 2 exons.